Messenger RNA from Armigeres subalbatus, 2122 nucleotides. RefSeq lists its product as uncharacterized. Bases 627 to 1715 code for a protein of 362 amino acids. NCBI's taxonomy places the organism in Eukaryota, Metazoa, Arthropoda, Insecta, Diptera, Culicidae. The transcript is spliced from 2 exons. The record is from RefSeq and is a predicted model, not a curated record.
UAGUGCUGCUAUGGCCGUCGACGGUGUAGUCAACAUGGCUUUUAGAGCUCAGCUUACCGUCGUGAAUCAUCCCCAAUUGUUCAAGAGAAGAGAUCACAGCCACAGCUGCCGAUUCUAGUUGAAGCGUCCUGUAGCGAUCUCCGGUUGUUGAACCCCGUAACGCUGGGUAGACACCUUUGCGUGGUGUGUUACGGUGUAAGAUCUACCACCAGAUCCCAUAACUCCCGCGAUCGUCAUUGAGAACGGACGUAAUUAAUUACCCGCUUCUCAACCUAAGUAGUGCACCGCGAAGGCAGCGAUAAAUCGAAUUGAACCAACGCUCAAAUUACAAACCACGUAUCGGCCCAUACACCGCGAGUGACGAGUGAACAGUGAAAAUCGCAUAGCUGACAAAAGUGUGACAAUGGGGACGCGCAGCGGGGGGUUGUUUCCCCCCGAUCGUGCCAAUCAAAAUAGGUAUGUGAUAUUGAAGAAAAUAAAUGGAUCAAUAAUCGAGCACAGCAUAUUUCUCGUGACAAAGUCAAUCGAGACAUACUGCUGUUAUGAAGAUAUUUGGCUAAACAGAAAAAAACGGUUCGUUGACCGUAAUUCUGAAUGAGAAAAAUGCAAGGAAAUUAGUUGAAAACAUGAAGGAAUUGGCAGAUGGAACACCGAUCACCGUCAGCUGGGAUACCAAACGGAAUACGUCCCGCGCUGUCGUUGUCUGUCGGGAGCUCGCAAUCGAUACUGAAGACGAUAUAAGAACAAACCUAAGCACACAAGGUGUGACUGAAGUUAAACAUAUCAGCAGAAUGAGCGACGAUAAAAAAACGAAAUUCAACACCGGAGUCGUGAUCCUCACGUUCUCCCAGCCUUCACCGCCAGAAAAACUGAAAAUUGGAUACCGCGUCUGCAGAACCGAAAAGUACUACCCCCGACCAACGCAAUGCUACCGGUGUUACGAGUAUCAGCACAUUAGUAAAUUUUGCAAAAAAGAAGAACGCUGCCGAACCUGCGGCGAAAAGGCACACCUGGAAAGUGAUGAAUGCUCAAAAGAAAUAAAGUGCAUAAACUGCGACGAUAAUCAUAUCUCGACCAGCAAGGCAUGUCCAAUUUUCAGACAAGAGCAGCAAAUAAUCAAAAUAAAAACGGAUAAAAACAUCUCAUACACCGCAGCCCGAAAACAACUUAUCAACAACAACGAAAAACCAAGUUACGCAAAAGUUACAGGCGAUGUCCAAACCAUCGUCGAAAAUGCAAGAAAACAGUGGGAAAAGGAGCUGGAGGAGAAAAUGAGCUUUAUCUCGGAAAAAAUGAAAGUUAUUUCGGAACGAAUGGAAGCGCUUAACGAAAAAGAAGCAAAUAUUAAAAACUGGUAUAACUACCUCAAAUAUAAAGAAAAGAAUUUAAAGAUCACUGAAGAGAAAAUGCAAAAAGAUAUCGAAGAAAUGAAAACGCACUGUGGCAAGCUAACAAACGAGCUGCAGAAAAAGGAUGAAUUAAUAGAAAAACUAACAAAAAACAUUGAGUCGCAGACCCAGAAAACGAUCACAACUAAAGACAAACAUGGAAAAAAAAUUAAAUGUGACAAACCGAUCGAAUCAUCUCCCGACAGAGAAACCAGAGAAGGCACACCAAGAAGGAAAAGCAACCGAAUAAACAACAAAAACAACAACAAACAAAGAAAAACGGAUUCCUCAGACAUGGAAACAGAGGAAUUAAACGACGAUAACUGAUAAUAGCAACAAUAAAAUCAAAUCUGAAUAUGACCACGCUUAUACAAUGGAACUGUAACGGUAUACGGAGCAAACACGCAGAACUUCAACUACUAAUAAGUGAACAUCAGCCUCUUUUCCUGGCCAUACAAGAAACAAGGACAAACCCAAAGACAGCUUUUAAUAUAAAAGGAUACAACUCGAUAUUUGAGCAUCGACCAUCUGGUCAAGGAGGGGUAGCUAUGCUUAUAAAGAAGGGAAUCCCUUUCACCCCAGUACAAAUACAAACAGACCUGGAAAUCAUCGCUAUAGAGGUGAAUACACCCUUCAAAAUGACAAUCGCAUCAAUAUACAUUCCGCCAAAUAUAACAUUGGAUACUAAAGAAUUUGACAAAGUGCUAUGCACUUUACCGAAGCCACUAAUAAUG